Messenger RNA from Rodentolepis nana, 213 nucleotides. The record is from the annotation of a GenBank genome assembly. Lineage: Eukaryota; Metazoa; Platyhelminthes; Cestoda; Cyclophyllidea; Hymenolepididae.
AUGUACAUUCGAACAUUAACUGGACAAUGGAUGGUUUUGGCCCAGCCUCAUGAUUUACUGAGUGGGCAAAUGGUAUCAAACGACAUUAUUCCCAAUGUGGAUGCCGUGCUGGACAGAAUGCACCAAGUAGACAAUAGUGGAUACUAUCUCGGUGUCAAUGGAAAGUGGACUUAUCACAACAACAAUUGUCAACGCUAUCUGAACCCCUAUUAA